Messenger RNA from Aspergillus homomorphus CBS 101889, 1563 nucleotides. RefSeq names its product serine/threonine protein kinase SAT4. Gene Ontology annotation, molecular function: ATP binding; protein serine/threonine kinase activity. Bases 1 to 1563 code for a protein of 520 amino acids. The record is from RefSeq and is a predicted model, not a curated record. NCBI's taxonomy places the organism in Eukaryota, Fungi, Ascomycota, Eurotiomycetes, Eurotiales, Aspergillaceae. Gene Ontology annotation, biological process: intracellular signal transduction; protein phosphorylation; intracellular monoatomic cation homeostasis. The transcript is spliced from 2 exons.
AUGACUCCACAAUCGAUUUCACCUGUACCUUCCACAGUCUCUUCCGCCGCAACGUCACAGAUCUUUAGCGACUUCCGAGAUGGAGAGCCCCAGGUGACACGUGCUCUCGCGGGCAUGAAUCUGUCCGACAUGAACGGGGACGCCCUCCCCACCUCCCCUGGGCCUGUCAAGGCUCCCAAACCAACCAUGGCCAACCGCAUCUCUCGUAUGUUCUCGAAUACCGGCAAGUCGACUUCUAAGGAGUCGGAUUCGCAUCGCGAUUUCUCCGAUAGCAGCUCGGACAGCAUUAAAGCAUCCUCCAACGGCAGUACGAAACAGUCCAAACCUUCGUCCAGACCUCCAUCGAAACCUUCCUCAAGGGCGCCGUCCCGUCAGACAUCUACCCGGGAGGACAACAACGAACGCAAGACCAAGUCCAGUAGUGGCAAGGACCAAAAGGAGGCUCCCGUUGCCCAUAGACGAUUCGAGGUACCCGGGGAUGGCACUCAUCUUCAUCACCUGAAGAGUGCCCGACGUCAAGAGAAACUGACCGACUUGCUCCGCGACAUGCUGGGUGGCGGGAGAAAGAAGGAAGAUCACGUCGAGGAACAGCAACUGUCUUUGAUGUCGACUUGGAUCGACCAAUUCAAGACUGAACGCGACAAGCUGGCUGCAGACAAGAAGGGUGGUCCCAAUGCCACGGCUUCGCUGGUCGACAAAUACGGCAAGUGUCAGGAGAUUGUCGGUCGGGGUGCUUUCGGCAUCGUCCGCAUAUCUCACAAGGUAGAUCCCAAAGACUCCAGAGUCGAGCAGCUUUACGCCGUCAAAGAGUUUCGCCGUCGGCCCCAGGAAACGACGAAAAAGUACCAGAAACGGUUGACGUCAGAGUUCUGCAUUUCCUCAUCUCUCCGCCACCCCAACGUUAUACAUACGCUAGAUCUCCUGCAGGACGCCAAAGGAGACUACUGUGAAGUAAUGGAGUAUUGCGCCGGCGGUGACCUCUACACACUGGUAUUGGCCGCUGGCAAAUUGGAAGUCGCCGAGGCCGACUGCUUUUUUAAACAGCUUAUGCGCGGCGUCGAAUACAUGCACGAGAUGGGCGUCGCCCACCGUGACCUGAAACCCGAAAACCUUUUGCUGACCACCCAUGGAGCCCUCAAGAUUACAGAUUUCGGAAACGGCGAGUGUUUCCGUAUGGCUUGGGAAAAAGAGGCACACAUGACUGCUGGACUGUGUGGCUCGGCCCCUUACAUCGCUCCUGAGGAGUACAUUGAGAGGGAAUUCGACCCGAGGGCGGUCGACCUGUGGGCGACUGGCGUAAUUUACAUGGCCAUGCGGACCGGGCGACAUCUUUGGAGAGUCGCCCGCAAGGACGAAGAUGAAUUUUAUCAGCGGUAUCUGGAGGGUCGCAAACAUGAAGAUGGUUAUGCUCCCAUCGAGACUUUGCAUCGGGCUCGUUGCCGCAACGUCAUCUACUCUAUCCUGGAUCCUAAUCCUUCUCGCCGAAUCAACGCCUCGCAGGUCCUUAAGUCCGAAUGGGUUCGCGAGAUUAAGCUGUGUAAGGCUGGCGAGGAAGGUUUUUAA